AUGAGCAAUGAACAGAGAAACGAGGCAGGUGCACCAGAUGAAGAAGAGGAUGACUACAUGAACAUGUCCUUUGACGACCCAACACCCGCAAAAGAGACAUCCUUACAGCGCACCCAACGACUCAAGCGCGAAGCACGCGCACGAGGUGUCAUCAAAUCGAAAGAGCAGAUCGCAGAGGAGGAAGAAAUCGCGCGAGAAAAAGCUCUCUCUACGUCAAUGCUAGACGAUGCAAAAGCCAAAAAGAGCAAGGGUUUCGCCAUGAUGGCUAAGAUGGGCUUCACGGGUGGUGGCUUGGGAAAAAAGACAGAAGAAGGCAAUGCGCCUGGCCGGACUGAACCGAUCAAGGUCAGCGUCAAGGAUGAUCGUGGAGGUAUUGGUUUGGAUAAUGAGAAGAAGCGCAAGAUCAGAGAGGCAGCUGAGGAGAGAGAUAUCAAAGCUGCCAAGAUGGACCCAGACGAGUAUCGCGAGCGCGUGAGAAAAGAACGCGAGGACGCCAGGCUUGAGAAGCAGUUCUUUGCGGCGCAACGCACAGUAGAAAGAAUGGACGAUGAGAAGGCGGAAAUUUCUGGCACCAAUCCUCAAAUACCAAAAGCAAAAGAUCAAGCAGACAAGUCCGUAUCGAUCUCAUCACGCCCUCUCAAGUCUGUGCCGCUUCUAUAUCGCGGCCUCGCCAGACACAGAGAAGAAGCAGAGCGUGACCGCCGCAUGCGCUACGAUCUCGAGCAGUCACUCUCGCGACUACCCACCUACGAGGACGACCAGGAGGAUGCAGAUGAUAAAAGGGCACUUGGAAAAGGUCACACAGUAUACGCUACAGCUGAGGAUCUGGAUGAAGAGGAUGAGGAGUUGGAUCACUUCAACGAGCUUGAGAUUGGAGAGCGGCUGAGGCGGGUGGUGGAGUAUCUGAGGGAGAAGCAUCAGUAUUGCUUCUGGUGUAAAAUGGCGUAUCCUGAUGUUGAGAUGGAGGGAUGCCCGGGCUUGGCUGAGGAGGAUCACGAUUGA
Messenger RNA from Fusarium sp. VM40, 1002 nucleotides. The record is from the annotation of a GenBank genome assembly. NCBI's taxonomy places the organism in Eukaryota, Fungi, Ascomycota, Sordariomycetes, Hypocreales, Nectriaceae.